AUGGAGGGCGCCGCAAGCCAGAGAGUUGGAGGCGACGAGAAAGACGGAGCUGACGCCGAGGUAGGCGAGCAGAAGCUACUCUCCGCUGGCCAAGCGCCACGCAAAGCCUCGCCAGACGGCGAGUCAACCCCACACACGGAGAGAGAAAAAAACCACGCGAGGGACGAGAAGGAGAGCAGGGUGAAAACGGGCUGCGCACGAGGCAGAGGAGCGAACGGCGACGCGAAGCGCGUUCAGGGCCUCGGAUCCACGCCGCAGCUUCCCAGAGAUGCUUCCUCCUGCUACGCCGUCGACAGCGAGGGGGAGAAGAUGACGCACCGGGACAAGAAAGACGUUUCUCUCCAGCCUCCACGGCUUUCCGUGUCGCCUGCGAGUCCCUCUUUUCUGCCUGCCCCCGUCUCCCGACCAGAGAGAACUCUCGGGUCUCCUACCUCGCCGCCCCUGCAGCCUGUCCUUUCGCCGUCUGCUUUCGCCUCUUCGUCUCUUCGGCAAUCUGAAAAUGGAGGUCGAGGGGAGAGGUGCCUCCGUGCUCCCGGGAUACCGGAGGUCUCUCAUUCCAUCCCUCACCAGGUUGACUCCCUCGAUAUUUGCGCCUCGUCUCUGCUUCGUCCGACUCCAGUCGAGCCCGCGCGGCGUCCUCUUGAAAAGGGCGCUUUUCCUCUGCAAGCCGAGCGCGCAUGCACUGCGGAAACCUGGGGAGGAGAAGACAGAUGUGAGGAGGCGGAGGAGGCGGCGGAGCAGGACGCGGAGACUCUUCCGCUGGCAAAGGGCCCAAACCACGCAGCGGACGCGCCGGCGCGGGACCCAGAGAAGGCUCUAGGGGGAGAAAAAGAUGCGGCGGGAGGGCAGGACAUAAAGAUGAACGAGGAGAGUCCUGCGGAGGGCGGGCGACCGCCUCAUGGAGAUAACGAUGCAGAAGAAGGAGGGAGCGAAACCGAGAAUGUGGUGACUUCUGAUAGGCCGCGGGGCACGGGGGAUAGGGAUAGAGAGGCAGAACUGGAAGCGACAAGAGAGAAAGAGGAGCGAACGAUAGAAGAAAGGCACGAUGGCAACGCGAAGCUCGAGAGAGAAGGAAACGAGGCGCCAGACGCAGAACGCGGACGCGACAACGAAAACAGAUACGCAAAGAAAAACGGAUUGACCUGCGCGCGACUGUGCGGCGAGAGAGAGACACGCGAUAUCCGCGGCGAGCACGCGAAGCCCGUCAAAGAAGAAGAUGUGGAUGAUUCUCUUUCUUCUUCCCUAUCAGCAUCCUGUCUGUCUGAGACUCAUCUUCCUUACGCAGUUUUAGAUUCUGCAACGCCCGCUCGCCCCGCGACUUCUGCUCCCUGUCCUCUCCCUUUUUCUUCUUCAUCGCCGGUCGCUCUCUUCUCUCUUCCGUCGGCCCCCCCGCCCGAGGCGCCUCCAAGCGCGCCUUCGUCCUCUCUGGAUACUUCUUCUUCCUCUGCUUGUUCUCCUCCUUCCUCAUAUUCAUCAUCGUCCUCUUCUUCUGCCUCUUCUUGCUCCUCCUCUUCGUCUUCCUCUUCUUCUUCCUCUUCUUCUUCCCCUGCUGUCCCUGUUUGUUCUUCUCCGUCCGCGUCCGCCGCGGACCAGGCCGCUGCCCAGCCUCCCGCUGCGCAGACUCCGCCCUCUCCACCGGCGCGCUCGGGUGUUGACAUGCAAGUUCAGACGGAGACAGCUGUGUCCGAUGGCGGCGCAGGCGGGGCGCCGCCCUCUUUUUCGGCUUGGAGAAAAGAGGACGUCACCGAUGAAGAACUCCUGAAUCUCUGCACGCAGUUCAUUCACCUGCGGUCGGAACUCGUUCGCCUGUUCGACCAAAGCACGUCGACGGCGCUCGCGGCGGCCGCCGCGUCGUCGCCGCAGCCAGCUGUCUCCCCCACGGCCGCGGGCGAGGAGACGCUUCGGCUCGAAUCCGACCGCGGCCCUGGCUCUGGAGUCCCACGCGCCGGUCCAACGUCCGGCCGCCCAGUCUCCCCGGACAACCGACGCCCCGAGGCAGAAACGGAAGAGACGGAGCGAGCGACUCUGCCGGGAGUUGCGCAGCAGCGGACGAGAGGCGGACUCGAAACGGAGUUCAGCGGAAAAAGGAGACUCAGCGCGCAAGCUGGGCUGUGCCCGCUGCGGGCGUCUUCUCCCUGCAGGCAGGAGACUGCCAAGGAGGCGUCGUCUCCGCGAGAGAGCCACGACCCCUUCUCCGCCUCGCAUUCGGAGAAGGGAGGCACCAGAAAACGCCUCGCUCGGUCGGUGGAGGACUGCGGAGACCGGCGCCUCCUCGUCUCGCCCAAACAGAAGCGCCCAUUUUUCGACUUUCCGCGCGACCCUUCGCGCCCGACCUUCAGCGGCGGUCACCGGAGACGAGGAGGCGACGCAGGCGAUGGAGGCGGCGGAGACUCUGAGGGCGACGGCUGCGGCUGCUCUGUGCGAAGCGAGGGAGCCGCGCGGGGGCGCAGCGAACACAGCGGAGAGCGCGCAGCGCGAGAGGGGGAGAUGAGACGCGCUUCCUCGUCCUGCAUUCCUCGAGUCCACCUGUCGCUGGGAGGGCGCGACUCUCGAGGCUGCGGUCGGCGGCUCUCGUGCGAGGCGAGGCUGUCGCAUGCGGCGGCGAGCCCGCCGCGAGCGGCUGCCUCCUCACAGAGUCUCGCUUCCUCUCGGGCGAGUCGCUUGAGCCAGCAGGCGUCGGCCGCCCCCCGGUGCCUCGCGGCCCUUUCGGGGUCUUCCCGCGGGUCUGUCGAGCCCUCUGGCUCUUCGCCUCAGCCUUCCAGCUGCCAAUCGCGGCGACGCUCUCUCUCCUCUGAGACGGCGAAAAGCUCCUCUGCGGUCAGCUCGUCGUCUGCGGGGGAGCCGCAGACGCGCCUGCCCCCCCCCGGGGACUCUGUGAAGCGCCGCGGCCGCGAGGGCUCGAGGCGCCGCUGUGCGUCUCCUUUCUUGGCGUCUCCUUUUCUGCCGCCUCUGCUCUCCGGGACCUGCGCGUCCGCUGGCCUUUUCUCGCCUUCGGAGUUCGCCCCAGACCGCCGGCCGCGGAUCGACGGCGCACUCGGCCACGACGACGCAGAGGCGCCUGCUUCGCCCAUCGGCACGCCUUUGGCCGCGGCGCCGCUCUCUCCCUCCGCGUCCGCCGCCAGCCUCCUCGACGACGAGGCGGCCUCUGUAGUCCACAGCGACCUGUUUCUAUGCUCCACGACGCCCGGCGACCUGUUUUGGUCCUCAGCCUCCGUCGCCUCUCCCGAGCGAGAAGACUUGGCUCUCCGCUUUCUCUCAGAGUCGGCUGGGCGGCGACGCUCGUCCUCGGCAGCCUCGCUCGCCUCGCCGCGCCGCCCCUCCACGGGCUGCGGCGCGUCCGCCGGACUCGGGAGGCGGAGGAAGCGGGUCGCGGCAGCCGGCGGAGACGGAGACGGAGGCGAAAAGGGAGACGGCGGAGAAAGGCGAUGCCGGAGAGGCAAGGAGACGGGACUGUUCAUGCCCGAGAGGGGCGCGGGCCUCGACGCCCACGGCGAGGAUCUCGAAGACAGCGAGGAGGGCUCGCUGAGGCCACGACGCGAUUCAGCGGCCGGAAGCGAGAAAGCAUACCGCGAGCGGAGGCAGAGACGAGGCGCGUCGUCGAGGUUUCGAACCGCGGCGAUCCUGGAAAACCUCCUCUCGGAUUCGUUCCACGAUGCCUUCGCGCGGAACAGCAGAGAGAGAGUCGCAGAUCCCUGGGCGGCCGCGACUGAGACCGAGAGCCUCGAGGGACCGCGGCAGCGAGCGGAGACCUCUCCGCCGCCCUCGUCGUCGCUCUCUGCGACACAGGGCGACGACAGGCGACAGCGGAAGGCCCGUCGCCUCAGCGAGCCCGAGGCGGAGCCCGCCAGGGCUCCAGAGACACCUCCAGCCUUUGCUCUGCGUUUCGCGUCCCCGGGGGCAGCGGGAGCUGACGCCGAAUGGCAGUUGCGACAGCGACGCAGCGCGGAGGCGGAGAAGAGAGAGGGCUCAGAGAGCGCGUCAGAGCACAGCGAAAAAGAGGCGUUUACUUCCUCGAGUUGGCAGUUCGCGCGCCCCUUUCCUGCUUCGUCGCCUUCGUCGUCGCGGUCGCCGUUCGAUCGAAAUCUUCCAGACAGCAGCCUCCUCGCCCAGCGGGCGGUCCCUGAGCAGGCCGCGUCUCUAGGUUCUCCGUUCGCCUCUGAUGCCCAGCCUCCGCCCGCCGUCGCAUUUUCCACGAUUCCGUCCUGCGCCUCCAGUCGAGAGCCGCCAGCCCAGCAGAGCGUACCGCGGCGCAGCAAGCAAAAUUUCGAGGCCGAAGAGCGCUCGGCGUCGCGCGGCAAAAGCCCGUCUGUCCGUUCGCCUUCCCAGCCUGAAAAAAUCCGCUUCGACACCGACCCUCCGUGCCCGCAGUCCUCUGCCUCCUCCGCGAUCUGCCUGCUUUCUUCUGCGGCGGAGUCGCUCGUGCACUUCUCGCGUGCCCUCGCCUCCCACGCGUCCUGCGGGACUUACGCCUACGGCGGGACCGCCGCGGCGCCCGCUGUGCCCCCGGGUCUUCCUGUCUCCGCCCCCGCUAAGGCUCCAAUCGCCGGCCGCCGGGGUGGAGGCUGCGGGGGGGGCGGCGCGGCCGGAGCGCCCGCCGCAGCUUGCGGCGCGACGCGCUGCAGCGGCAGGCGAAGGAAGCAGAGCGAAGAGGCUCUUUUGAGAGUCCCGAGAGGCGCGAAGGUGGAGCGCGAGAGCCGCGGCGCCGCUGACUCGCAGCAGGCGGUCACCGCGUCUCGCAUGCAGACCGAGGAUGCCUCGCGUUCUUCCUCGCCUGCGUCAGCCUCCCUGGGGGCGUCAGGAGCCGCCGCAGGCUCGCUGCUGCCCUUUGCGUUGGCACAAGGGGUGGCGGGCGUCCUGCCGGUGCCGCGGGGGGCCCCGUUCACGGAGACGAAGGCGCCGCCUUCGAGGGGCGCGGAAGCCUUCCAGGGCAACGCGCUUCCUUCCUAUUUGGUAGAGGGCGUCCGCGUGCCUGAGGACGAGAGGCGGAGUGCGUCGAGCAAGACGCUGCUGUCGCCGCACGCGUUUUUCCCUUCGUCGCCGCACUUCUCGCCCGAACUGGAGCCUACUUUCUCCGCGCCCUUCGCCCCCGAAGCGAAGGCCCUCGGGCCUUCCUCCUCCUCUCGAUUCAGUCCGCGAACUUACUUCAAUUCCGCGGAGGAGGCAAGCCCGGCGGAAAGUUCGCUCCUGGCUGGUGCCUCUCCGCUUUCCAAUCGUGACGAAGAGUGCAUGUCGGAGUUGUUCUGUGUGGGCGCUGCGGCCGCGUCGUCGGGCUCAGCUUCGCGGCCGCCAGAGGCCCUCGCGUGGAGACGCGACGCCGCCAGGCGAGCGGGCUGUCGCGCCUCGCUGGACGAGGCUGCGGAGAGAGACGCCUGCGGGCGAGAAGCCUCUGCGCAUCGCGCCGCGGAGCCGUUCCUUUCCUCGGCCGCUGCGACGCGUGCUGAGGCCUGCUGCGCAAAAAGCAGACCUGGAGCGUGUGAGCGUCGCACGAGGUGCGAGGAACCCCCCUCUUCCCUGGGCGCCAUGCGCACGCGGCGGGGAACGGCGUUGCUGCCGGAAAUCCGACAGAACGAACUCUCUGCAGCCGACCUCAAGCGGGCGACGACCUCGCCCAGAAAGCGCGCCGCCGGGUGGCAGUGGCGCGGCGAGCGGAACCCCGCGGCGCAGGAGGCCAGCGAGGGAGAGGGCGGAGAAGGAGGCGGGCGCGAUGGCGAGCGAGGCGGCGCGCCCCGGGGGAGAGAGAGGACUAAGAGACAGCAUCCGUUCUUUCUGAGGCACGCAUGCGAGAACGAAGACGCGCACCAAGACUCGCCCACCCCCCACACGGCGUCGCUCCUCCACGUCGCGCUCCCGCCUCGCUUCCUCGUGCAAUCUGAAGAACUCGAGCCGAACUUCGCCUCUUCCGCGGCGGCUUUCUCGUCCCGUGCACUCACGGAGGCGGCUGUUUCCGAAGCGCCGCAGGGCGAGCGGAAGGAGGCGCGGAGAAAGACGAGGAAAGGCGGCGGAAGGGCUGGCGGCGCAGGCCACGGGAGAGCCCGCGAAGGCGGGGGGGGCUCCUGCCGCCUCUGCAAGACGCGGCAAACCCCGCAGUGGCGGUACCUCGAAGGGAUUCCCGUCUGUAACGCCUGCUACAUGCGAGCGAGAAAGAGGCAGCAGCUCGCGACCGGACAAAAGAAACCUGUGUCUCUUCUCUCCUCAGGGGCCGCGGCUCUGAAUCUCUCGCUCUCAGAGGGCGCUCCCGCUGCUUCACGCGCCUCCGCUCCUCUCUGCUCUCCCUUCUCUGCGUCUUCGCCUCAGAUUGCCUCGCUGCCGGCGUCCGCGCCUCCGCCACCCGGCACAGGCGGGGCUUCGUCCGCUUCGUCUGCAUGCGCUUUGCUCGCGGUCCCCAGGUCUGAUCCUUCCUCUUUCUCGCCUUCGCUGUCGCCAGAGAGCAGCCAGGGUGGCUCCGCGGCGGCGACCGACGAGGGAGGCGGCCGCGAUCGCCUUCCGUGCGGCUUUCUUCCCGCGCCGGCGCCGCGAGGUGAAAGCGGCGCGACAGAAGACGCCGAAACAAAAACGAAAAACGGAGAGCCUGCCGCUCACGCGGCCGUCUUCAGCUCUCAGACCGGGCAGCCACCCUCGUCAUUCGCCGCGUCUCAGCCUCAUCUGCAUGCCUCGUCUCUCGGGAGUCUCCCCCUCGCCUCCUACUCGGCUUUCGCUUCCUCCUCAGCCUCCUCUGUUGCUUUUGCGGCCUGCAAACAGGAUGCUGCGGACGCGACAGCAGAGAAGGCGUUCGAGCCCCGUGGCGCUCCAGGCGCGGCGACGGAGCUGACACUAGGCUGGCCUUCGCCAUUCGCCGGUGAAAAGGAGGCAGAGGCGCGCAGACGGUCGCCCGGCGCGUCCUUCGCCCGUGCGCUCAAGGGCGAGGAGAGCAGAGAGACACGCCACGCAGAAGGUCUUCCAGCCUCAGGAAAAGAAGGCGAACAAAGAUCGAAGGAGGUAGGGAGAGACUCGCUGUUGACGGAGGAAAAAGAAGAGGAACCGGCGGAGGCGAGAUCCGUCGCUUUGAGGCCUCUGGAGCUUGAUACCCAGGGAAGGGAAGUGCAGAGCGGCGCGAGCCUCGCAAACGCCUCGUGCCCUUCCGCUGCCUUCCCCCCUUCUGCCUCACGUUCGCCCUCCGUGAGCGGCGUCGACUUCUCGCAAAAAGAGGACGCGCCUCUCUCUCUCUCACUUGGUCUCCAGCUGAGCGCCGCCGAAUAUUCAGCUGCGCGUGCGCUGCCUCGCGAAACUCCGUCACCUUCGGCAGGAAAACCUUCUGCGUGCGGCUCGCUUUCUUCUCCCCUCGAACUUUCCUUGUCUAGUUCGUCUCCUGCGGCUUCUUUCGCGCUGCCUCCGCCCCUCUCCGCUUCGCCGCCGUUGCGUGCUGCUGAGAUGAGGGAGCCUGCUCUCCAGUCUGCUGCGGCGAGCGCCGGGGCACCACCGCCGCCCUUCUGCCUCGCGCAGGACCUGCGCGGACAGACCUCUGCGCCCGAAGAGGAAAGAGAAGAAGGUGCGAGCCAAGAGGUUAACGAGCUGAGCUGCGCGCCGCUGCAGGCUGCCUGCAAGGCGUCUCUCGAGGCUGCCGCUGUCACCCCUCGCCCGCGAGAGGAAGACGUCGAGCUGUCUCUGCCGAGAAAGAGACACCUGUCGCCUCCAAAGGGCUUCGCUGAGACGCUCCCCCUGCAGCUUGCGCCCGCCGUCGGAAAGGCAGCUCGAGGCCGAGGCCGUCCGCGCCGCAGAAGAGACGAAGAGACCCCGGAGGCGCUCUCUGCGCCUCCUGAGGGGACAGAAGCCGCAUCGCACCCAGCCUCUCAAAUCGGGACCGUGGUGACGGCAGCGGGCGAAGGCGCUCGAGAGGGAAGUUCCAAAAGGCGGAAAACUGCACGAAACAGCCACGGACGGGGAGAAGAAGUCCAGCCCGGAGCGGCGACGGCCGCCGCACCUCUGCACGAUGGCCGAUCGAUCGAUGAGCGCGACGCGUGGAGUGCGGAAAGAGACAGACUGUUGCGCGGAGAAGGAACUCUGGACGGUGAGGGAACGCCGAACAGAGAGGGCGACGCAUCAGCUCGCGCGCGCAGCUGUCCCUUCGAAGAGGCAAGUUGCGCGGCGCCUGAGGAUGGUGGGGGAAGUGAGACAUGCCGGCGAAUGACCUCCGUAUCGACGAAACCCGAUUUCAAUUUCCUCUCUUCAGAGUCUUUGUCUCGCGCAACCCUAGCUUCCUCUUGCGCCUCGUCCGCCUUCUGCGCGCCGCGCCGAGGGCCGCCAGCCGACCUUUGUCUCUCUCCCUCGCCCCUCUUUCUUGCUCACCCUGCGGCCGAGCAGACACUGACUACCGCUGCUUCGCUUCAUCUUUCUUCUUCCUCCGCUCCCUGUUCCUUCUUGACGGCAGCGCCUGCUUGCUCGGCGGCGCCCCUGCCUCCGCCGCAUGCGCCUCGUGCGGUCUCCUCUUCUUCUCCGUCCUGCGCUACCUCUGUUCCCCCGUCCUCCGUCUCUUCUGUCUCUUCUGUCUCUGCUGCUUCCGCACCGGUCACCGCGUCUCCGCCGGUGAAUCCCAAGGCUGCGAGCCGCGCGAAAGGCAGCGCGCGCGCGGCACACGUCUGUUCAUUCUGCCACGCCCGCCAGACUCCGCAGUGGAGGUACUUGGGCGAGAGCCCAGUCUGCAAUGCCUGCUACAUGCGUGAGCGGAAGAAGAAGGCGAAGCGUCCCGCGGUGCCUCGCCAAACUGGCUCCCCGAUCCAGCCCUAG
Besnoitia besnoiti is the source of this 8760-nucleotide messenger RNA. RefSeq lists its product as uncharacterized. Gene Ontology annotation, biological process: regulation of DNA-templated transcription. The record is from RefSeq and is a predicted model, not a curated record. The coding region runs from base 1 to 8760 and encodes 2919 amino acids. Lineage: Eukaryota; Apicomplexa; Conoidasida; Eucoccidiorida; Sarcocystidae. Gene Ontology annotation, molecular function: zinc ion binding; sequence-specific DNA binding. The transcript is spliced from 2 exons.